Messenger RNA from Acanthosepion pharaonis, 477 nucleotides. NCBI's taxonomy places the organism in Eukaryota, Metazoa, Mollusca, Cephalopoda, Sepiida, Sepiidae. The record is from the annotation of a GenBank genome assembly.
AUGGCUUUUCUUGUCCUUCGUGAGCGAAAUAAACUUUCAACCAAAUGUCAGCAUAACCUUCGGCAAACUCAAAUUGACGUCGACGAACGACAACUUCCUACGCCAGUGGCGAUGCCAGCCUCAAUAACUUCUUUACUUUCAACUCCCACUCACCCUGCCUUUUCGCACGCGCACCGAACCAAACCCGUUUGCCUGCUAACUCAUUCCCCCGUCCUCCAAACUCACCCCUCUUUCUUUUAUCCGUCUUUCUCCUCUACCCAUCCCUAUUCUGUCCCUCCCCCAACAAAUCGCUCUUUAGAUGCAAACACACUUAUUACAGGCUUCACGGAGCACGUCAUCGUCCGCCAUAUUGAGGUCAACUUUUCGAGCCAUUUUUUUUUCUCUUCUCUCUUUUGUAUUACCCGAAAGUCAUCUUUUUUUUCUCUCUCACGUCUAUCUCCUGUCGCUCGCUUUCCUCACCGCCCCCCACCACCGUAA